Messenger RNA from Chelmon rostratus (copperband butterflyfish), 2753 nucleotides. RefSeq names its product MOB kinase activator 2a (gene mob2a). Gene Ontology annotation, cellular component: nucleus; cytoplasm. Lineage: Eukaryota; Metazoa; Chordata; Actinopteri; Chaetodontiformes; Chaetodontidae. The transcript is spliced from 5 exons. The record is from RefSeq and is a predicted model, not a curated record. Gene Ontology annotation, biological process: signal transduction; positive regulation of protein phosphorylation. Bases 490 to 1200 code for a protein of 236 amino acids. Gene Ontology annotation, molecular function: protein kinase activator activity.
CAGCUCCAGUGGAGGUUCAGGCUGUCGGCUAGCACGGUAGCCAUACAAGGCUUCAUGACAGAGGUUACCGGGUUGACCAGCGGCAUCCCAGCAGACAAGCCUCAGUCGGCGCCACUGCACACCGGACACCGCGACUCCAGGCAGACCCGCACCGCUGCCCCGCUCUCCUUCGUGCUCAAAGUCACUCAAUGCUGCACACCCGCUACCAGCUAAGAGACUGAUCUGACUGUGUUACUGCCACUUCAUGAUCCGAGCUAGCGUAGGACCAAAACAAGGACAAUCGCUCCAAGUUUAAGCGGCGUUGGUAUUUGACCGGCCAGCAUCCAGCAGCUGGGAGAGACACGGGCCCCGAGGAGAGCGACGGGACUCGGGGGCCAGGCAGCCAGGGCAGCGAGGGUGGUGGCUGGUUAAACUAGGGGGUCGCCUCCAGCUCCUGGUGGAUUUAUCCCCUGCCAGCUAACGGUAGCUAAGCUAGCUACAAACAGCGCCAUGGAUUGGUUAAUGGGGAAGUCGAAGACGAAGCCAAAUGGAAAGAAGCCUCCAGCAGAAGAGAAGAAGCAGUACUUGGAGCUCGAGUACACAAAAAUCCGCGUGGUGGACUUUGACCUCAAGGAGCUGGUGGUGCUGCCCAGAGAGAUAGACCUCAACGAAUGGCUAGCCAGCAACACAACGACAUUCUUCAAUCUUAUCAACCUGCAGUACAGCACCAUCUCAGAGUUCUGCACUGGGGACACCUGUCAAGCCAUGACGGCCUGCAACACAAUAUACUACUGGUAUGACGAGAGGGGGAAGAAGACGAAGUGCACUGCUCCGCAAUACGUCGACUUUGUAAUGAGUCUUUGUCAGAAACUGGUCACAGAUGAGGAAAUCUUUCCGACAAAAUACGGCAAAGAGUUCCCCAACUCCUUUGAGUCCUUGGUAAAGAAGAUCUGCCGGUACCUGUUCCACGUGCUGGCUCACCUCUACUGGGCGCACUUUAAAGAGACGGUGGCUCUGGACCUGCAGGGCCACUUGAACACUCUGUAUGCACAUUUCAUCGUUUUCGUAAGGGAAUUCAACCUGGUCGACCCCAAGGAGACCUGUAUCAUGGACGACCUGUCCGAAAUCCUCUGCACCCCCGCCCCGCCGCCAGCCCCGGCCCCCUCCACCCCAGCCUCAGCGCCCUCUCCCUCUUCACAAAACCACGUGACGGAGAGAUGAGCGGGGGCGUCGGCGAAGAGACAGCAGCCCCGGGGGUGAUAGAAGAUAAGAUAGAGGAGAGAAGGAAAGACAGCCUGGCCCCCUUCCUCGGUGCCAGCAGAACUUAAGAGACCUUCCACUACCCUUAUAUUUCGCUACGACACCAACCAACCAGCCGGAAGGAACGGGGGGAGGGUUUUCGGGGGGUUUGGGGUGGUGGGGAGGGGUUUGUCACGCCAGCAGGAAUUGGCGUGAGCGUUCCUCCCAUGGGACAAAUCCCUCCCAUCUUCUCUGCAAUUUAGACUAGGAACAAAAAAGUAUGUGUAUGUUUUAUUUUUGGUUUUAUUUCACUUUUAUUUUUGUUGAAGUUUUAUUCAGUUUUUAUUUUUUGUUGUGGCGGGGGGGUGCAGCGUGUCCAUCGGCCCCUCACCUCCCUCCAUCCUCUACCUAACAUACAGUACAGGAAGGGGGCUCUGCUUUGCUUCUACCUACUAUUGUACAGUGUUGUUAAUGUGUGGAGAAGAGGCGUCUCUGCUCACCUGCGGGCUCGUCCUUCCCUCCUCCUGCGGCGGCGGGAGGCGGCCUGCGGGCGCACGGCCACUGCGCUGGCCAGUAGGGAGCCACGUUACUGCCUGACGGGGCGAUACUAGCCAAUCACUGUUUGGGUUGUUUUAUGUGGGGAAUGAUUGAAGCGCUUCCUACUCAGGACCUGAGAGAAUACGUCACUGCUGCCAGAGAGAAGUCACUCUCUCUUUUUUUUUUUUAAUUCUCUGUCCCUUGUUCACCAGACUGCUCAGUCCCUCGUAUGACAGAUGUUGAUCGUGUUUAACCCAGCAUAGUCACGUAAUCACCCGGUGUACCCCUAACAAACAUAUCCCAGAGCCCACCUGUAGAGGGCAGCAAACACGUAGAGAAUGCCAGGGAAACUGGGAGACGGAGAAGAAAAUAUAAAGAUUGUAUGUUAGAUAUUUAAUCUGAUCAGAGAGUCGAUGCUUUGAGACAGACUGGUGCCCACAUGAGGCUGAAUCAGAGCUGUUUGCUGGCGUAAGCAGCCCCUUAAACCACCAACACUACCACCACCGACACCCACUCCAGCAACACAGAAGGACAAAGACAUGAGGUAAUGUCUGCAGGCAGAGAGAGGCAGAGACGGAGGCAGAAAGAGGGGUGGGAGUAGAUGGUGUGGAGCUGUUUAACAGUCACCAGUACUCCCAGUGCAAAACGAAAAAUCUCCACUUCUGUUUUUUCCCUUCAAAUUUGCUUUUUAAAAAGAUAAUCAGAGGAAAAUUAGCUCAGAAAUAACAAUGAUGGUAACAUUACACAUGUAUAGAAAAUGCACAGUCUGCUUGGACUUUACUGUACAAAGAAUCGCAAGCGGGUUCUGUCAGACAUAGCCUCUGUAUGGAGGAGGAUUGGGUUUAUAAUUCUCCUUUUUUAUUUAUUUUAAUUCUUUUUUUUUGCAGGGUUCUUCAGUUCUGGCUCUCGUUUUUAUGUAUUUUAAUUAUUAACUAAGUUAAAAGCAAUUUAAUAUUUUAAGCUCUGCGGAUUAUAAUCUAAUAAAAGAGAGAAAUGCC